Molecule: messenger RNA, 582 nt
Organism: Staurois parvus
Lineage: Eukaryota; Metazoa; Chordata; Amphibia; Anura; Ranidae
Source: the annotation of a GenBank genome assembly
AGGACUGGUCUUACGGUGACAUCUACGCAGUCUCUGGUAAUCUCCUUUACUGUCUGCAGUCUCUGGUCAUCCCCUGCACUGUCUGCAGUCUCUGGUCUUCUGUACUAUGUCCACAGUCUCUGGUCAUUCCCUGUACUGUGUCCGCAGUCUCUGGUCAUCUCCUGUACUGUGUCCGCAGUCUCUGGUCAUCCCCUGUACUGUGUCCACAGUCUCUGGUCAUUCCCUGUACUGUGUCCGCAGUCUCUGGUCAUCUCCUGUACUGUGUCCGCAGUCUCUGGUCAUUCCCUGUACUGUCUCCGCAGUCUCUGGUCAUCUCCUGUACUGUGUCUGCAGUCUCUGGUCAUCUCCUAUACUGUCUGCAGUCUCUGGUCAUUCCCUGUACUGUGUCCGCAGUCUCAUUUCCUGUUCUGUGUAGUCUCUGCAUCUCCUGUACUAUGUCUGCAGUCUCUGGUCAUCUCCUGUAAUAUCUGCAGUCUCUGGUCAUUCCCUGUACUGUGUCCGCAGUAUCUGGUCAUUUCCUGUACUGUGUCCGCAGUCUCCGUUAUCUCCUGUACUAUGUCUGCAGUCUCUGGUCAUCUCCUG